Messenger RNA from Linum trigynum, 3292 nucleotides. Lineage: Eukaryota; Viridiplantae; Streptophyta; Magnoliopsida; Malpighiales; Linaceae. The record is from the annotation of a GenBank genome assembly.
GGUAUUAUUAUGAUUCAUUUCAUUUGAUCAUUCCCUGCUUUUAGCAAGGAGGAGCUGGAUGAGAAAAGUUUCUGGCUGGCACCCGUUAUUACAUGAGGAUGAAUCGGGUUUUUCUUCUUAAACAGAGGCCCAUGAAUGAUUAAAAAAACAAAAAACUUUUGAACGGUUCAGAUCUCUCCAAUUUCCCUCCCCUACAUAUUUUAAGUAUUUGUAAACUGUUUCUUGGCCACACUAAUUCAGUCACUUCAAUUCUCUGCCUUCCGUUGCCGAACGCGACAAGAAGUCCCCAAAAAACACCGCAAAAAAGAUAAAAUAGGAUUAGGAGGCAAAGAAAGCGAACAAAAUAGAGGAGGAGAAGCACAAGGAAGAGCGCCACAGCUCCGCCACUGUGGUUGUGGUGGCUUUGUUUUCCUAAACGAACCCAAUUUGAGGGAAAACACAGCAAAGGGAUAAACAUAAACACCCCCCCAGAAAGCCAAACUCGCUGCAUCCGCGGGAGUGCGAGCCUGCAGAUCCGACCUGCAUUUUGCUUCUCAGGUUAGCUCCCCCAAUCCCCUUCUGCAACUUUUGCUCAGUUUCGGUUCUGGGUCUUGCUUAUUUUCUCGUUUCUGGAUCUGGGUAGCUUCUUGUUCCUCAGAUUCUUCCCGCAAAAUUCUUGUCGAGCUGAACUAACGCAUUGUGUAUUUUUUUUUUCCGGCUUCUCGUUGAGCUGGAGAGAAAAUCGCUUGAUGUCAAUUUAGGGGUGGAAGCCGAUUCUUAUUGCCACAUUGUCCGAUUUGUUUGUCUGUUUGAUGGGAUAGAAUGUAGAGGAUCUUGUUUCGUUUCUGUCUCUGAUGACUUUUCAAAAUUCGGCGUCAUGGUAAAUUCAGCUUUGUGUGGAUGUAGUCAGUAGUUGUAGAGUUGAAUUAUGGCUGCUUCUUUCCUCAUCCAGUGGGUCCCGCAUAAAGUAGAUGCUCGUUGAUUGUUCUCUCUAGUCCAUUCCGUCAUGGAAAUAUCUGAUAACGACGUGAAUUGGACGGUUGUUGGUUAUCAUCAUCUAUAGAUCUUCUACACCAAAUGCACAAAAGCAAGAAACGAUUUCCAUGGAACCCAUUUGGUCAAUUACUUAAUUGUUGCACCUUUUCAAGAUUGAUCUGUUGGAUUGACAUUUAGGUAUGUCUUCUCUUUUGUGUAAUGCCUCUUUCUCCAGCUGAGCUAGAUUAGGGGCUCAAGAUGGUGGCACAGGGGUUCGUAGUUGAUCUCAAUAAACCACUUGUCUUCCAGGUUGGUCAUCUGGGUGAGGCAUAUGAUGAAUGGGUUCACCAGCCUAUUGUCAGCAGAGAGGGUCCUAGGUUCUUUGCAAAUGAUGUUAUGGAGGCCUUGACUCGUACAGUUUGGUGGGUAAUUCCAACCAUCUGGAUUCCAGUUGUAUGCUAUUUCGCUGCAAUGUCUGCAAGGAUGGGCCUCGUUAUUCCUGAGGUUGUUUCGUUGUUGUUUUUGGGCGUUUUCCUAUGGACACUAGUCGAGUACACCUUGCAUCGCUUCCUUUUCCACAUUAAGACUACUUCUUACUGGGGAAAUACUGCACACUAUCUCCUUCACGGCUGCCAUCAUAAGCAUCCCAUGGACGGUUUGCGCCUCGUCUUUCCUCCCGCAGCAACAGCUAUUCUAUUAGUACCAUUCUGGAACUUUGUUAAGCUUCUGUCCACGCCUACGACUGCGCCUGCCCUUUUUGCUGGUGGUUUGCUGGGGUAUGUUAUGUACGACUGCACCCAUUACUACUUGCACCACGGGCAGCCAUCGAAUGAAGUUCCUAAGCAUCUUAAGAAAUAUCACAUGAAUCAUCACUUCAGAAUCCAACACAAGGGGUAUGGAAUCACUUCUUCCCUGUGGGACAGGGUGUUUGGAACACUUCCUCCAUCGAAAGAAGCCAAAAAGAGUAGAUAAGUUUUGAAAUGAGAACCAGUGCAGUCCAGAGUAGAGAGUCGGGAACACACCAGCUAAUGGCGGAGGAAGGAGAAGGAAAGGGGAAGUAGUGGGUGUUUUCUCUGGAUGAUUUGGAUGCUGUGUAUUUUUCCCGUUGUCCCUAGACCAUAUAAAAUAUCAAUAUUCAUUCUUGUGCUGCCUGUUCAAUUGAUUGGUUUGGUUGGCAGCUUGGCAACUUUGAAAAUAUGGGUUUGGGGACAACUUUGUAGCCUUUUGGUUUUUGUACCUUUGGUAAGUGGGUUUUGCUUGAGCAUCUCUGAGUUCGAUUCUCUGUAACGAGAGAAACAAAAUAGAAUAGAAAAACAACAAAAGACCGUUAUUGUUUGUUAUUGUUUGUAUUCAGCGAUAGAACAAUAGCAUCGGUGAGAUGAUGUCACCUUCUGGAUCUCUCAGCGAGUUGAGAUGGAGAAGAAAGGAGAAAUCGAGAAGCAGGAGAAGAGAAUCAGAGAGCUUGAAAGAGAGAUACAGAGAGAAAGGGGAGGAAAAGUUUGUUAUUCUUUAUAUCGAUGGGUGUAACAGAAUACAAUGGCUUUCUUAAGUAGGCUGGUCUACUCUCGUCAGGGUGAAUGGUGGAACUCUGAGGUAGCUGAAGCUUGUAGGCCACCAAUCCCAUCUUCUGCACAAUCAAGAAAGGCCUAAAGAACUUGAGUGCUAGUUUUUUAUUAGCCCAUCAACUCCACUAAUUGCUGCUUGUAAGGUCACAAUUUCACAUAAACCCAAUCCCAUACUUGGAAUUCCAUCUCAGUUCUAUGCUUGUCAGCCAUAUGCUUUUGUCGAUUUUGAGCCAUAGCAAGGUUAUGUCUGAGUAAUCCCACCAGCCUAUGAACAAUGCAUCCCUGCCUGAAAUAAUCGUGUGAGGCAUCCCAUGAAGUUUAAAGAUUAACACAUGUGCCACUGUUGCUGUUGAAAAUGGGUGUUUUUCCCCAAAUACAACAAUAAUUAAAAAAAUUUCUAAACUACAACACUUGUAAAAUCCCCCCCCCCCCCCCCCCCCCCCCAAAAAAAAAUACCUGAGUUUAGGGUGGUUCGAGUUCAAAGGGCUCGAACGAUUAGUGGGAUCGAGUUAGAGAGCCUCAAUUUACUUUCUGAGGUAGUGGAUCGAGUCUGAGGGCCUCGAUCCACUGCGUUGAAAUUUCCAAUAACCUUAACUUUGUGCUCGUUAAUCCGAUCGUAGUGAAUUUUUUUUAUUCCACAUAACUUUUUGAGGACUACAAUUUUUUGUGAAUUUUUUUUUAUUCCGCAUAACUUUUCGAGGACUACAACUUUUUUUAUAGAAAUAUUUUCAGAAUGUAUGUGAAAAUGUGAAAAGUAAAGCUAAAGUUAUUCU